CAGGAACUAAGACUCCGCCGAGUCGGAAGUGGACCGGCUGUGAGGAUGGGGGAGUCCCGGCGACGGGAAUAUGAAGUCCGGGGCUGAGCGUAAACGGAAAACUGAUGAUUGCGCUGGCCGGUGGCGGUAGACGGAGCGAGGGGCAGAGGUGACCAUCACGUUUUGCUAAAUCACCAUGGGUUUAAGGCUACUGUCCAGAGUCUUUCAUCUGCCGACGGCUGUGUUAUACGGCUCGCUGUCUUUUUUUAUUUCCGUCCUGCACAAUGUUUUUCUCCUGUACUACGUGGAUACCUUUGUCUCGGUUUACAAAAUAGAUAAAUUGUCCUUCUGGAUUGGAGAGUCCAUUUUCCUGAUAUGGAACAGCCUGAAUGAUCCUCUGUUUGGGUGGAUAAGCGACCGUGUCUUCCUGGACACAAAAUUGUCCAGUGUAGACAUCUCCACACCGGAAGUGGUCCUGAAGAGGCUCAAAGCAUUGAGUCGAAAUGGCCCGUUGUUUGCACUCUCCUUCCUGGCGUUUUGGGUCGCCUGGGCUCACCCUGGUUUACAGUUCCUCGUCUGCCUGUGUCUUUAUGACAGCUUCCUCACCAUGGUGGAUCUCAAUCACAACGCAUUGCUAGCGGACCUCGCUGUGUCUGCGGAGGAGAGAACGAGACUGAACUUCCACUGCUCGCUUUUUAGUGCCGUUGGGUCGCUCUCUGUUUUCGCAUCGUAUGCCGUAUGGAACAAGGAAGACUUUUUCUCCUUUCGGAUAUUCUGUGUGCUUUUAGCAGCGCUUUCUGCUGUUGGCUUCACGGUAUCUACCUGGCUCCUUCGACAACGGUUUGAGGCUGGAAUGAAAAUGAAUUUGGAGCAGGAAUCCAUCCUGAAAGAACUUUACGUCGAUAAGCUGUGUGCGCCUCCGGAGAAGAGGAUCACGCUCAUGGAAUACCUCCGACAGCUGUCCAGACAUCACAACCUCCUCUGGUUCGUAAGCAUGAACCUGGUUCAGGUUUUUCAUUGCCAUUUUAAUAGUAAUUUCUUCCCCCUCUUCUUGGAGCACUUGCUGUCCGACAGAAUCUCUCUGUCUACUGGAUCCUUUCUCCUUGGUAUUUCUUACAUCGCUCCGCAUUUAAACAACAUGUAUUUCCUGUCUCUGUGCCAAAAGUACGGUGUUUACCAUGUUGUACGGUGGCUGUUCCUGCUGAAGUUGGUGCUCAGCGUGGUGAUGCUUCUAGCUGGACCGGACCAGAUAUAUCUCCUCUGCAUAUUUAUAGCCAGCAAUCGUGUUUUCACGGAGGGCACGUGUAAGCUACUGAACCUGGUCAUCACCGAUUUAGUGGAUGAGGAUUUGGUGCUAAACCGCAGGAAGCAAGCGGCCUCGGCUCUCAUGUUUGGAAUGGUGGCCCUGGUAACCAAGCCGGGCCAGACCUUUGCCCCUCUCAUCGGAACCUGGUUGCUGUGCGUUUACACAGGAUACGACAUCUUCCAAAGGGAUGCCAUGAAUCACAUCAGCACCGAGCCAAACCUGGAUUCUGGCAAGAUGUUUACUGCCACCCUGCGGCAAGGAUGUUUCUACCUCCUCGUAUUCAUCCCGAUAACGUGCGCCGUUCUCCAGCUCUUCACCUGGUCUCAUUUUACGCUACGAGGAAAGCGUCUGCUGGCCGUCAAGUCUUAUCGUCAGGCUCUACCUCAAAGCGCGCCUUCCCAAGAUGUUAAAACGAUAUGAAAGGCACCUUCUGAUUUCUAUUUUAGUGGCCUAUUUUUAUACUUUGUACUAUAAAGAGGUUUAAAGAAUUGUCUGUACAAAAACCUUUUCGACUUUUUGUAAUAUGAAAAAAAUGUUAAGUCCCGUGAUCCAAGAGGUCCGCGCCGAUAGAGCAAAGUGUCAAGGAGAGUGUCGCUGAAACUUAAGGACAAUGAAGCGGCCGAUAAAAAUCAUGUGAUUUUGUCUCAUCGACCAUAUUGGUUUUUAAGUGCAUCGUGUAUAGGACCGUCAUUUUUAACUCAUUUUAUGUUUUCAUUUUAUUUUAACUUUUUUUACAGGCAGGCAUCCCUAGAGAUAAUAUAGGGCAGCACAAACAUUGUAGGUACCAGCAGUGAAAACCUACAAACAUUGCCUACCUGUUUUUUUCUCGUCGUUUCUGCCAGUUCUGCGGUCUUUUGAGAUCCAAUGACUUCCGAUCUCAAUCCAGUGAGGUUGAAGUCCACAAACGGUUGUUUCCAAUCUGAGGGUAAAUCAGGUCAAGGUUUUGUAAACUUUGUAUUUACAAGUUGCAGACAGGCCAGGGGUUGGUAAAGUCAGUGUUAAAAUUGCUCUGUCAUCUGCUGAAGGGGUUAAAGCCCUUGUUUCAUGCUUCUGAAUGUCUGGCUUACCUUGGAGUGUUUUUUUAAGAGGUAAAAGUGUUUAGGUGAUACAAGGUUUACAGUCCUGCUGUGACCCGAGACUGCUGCACAAUGUAUACAAUGCUAGAAGAAAAGUCAGAUUUUGCCCAAAUCUGGGUGGUUCUUCUGUACUGACGGUGUAUUCUGGUUGCGCAUGUGCACGGGCAGGUCAACCAGGUCAAAUUCCACCUCAAAAUUGCAGCAACUCGUUUUAUAGGAAUCGGCCUCUGUAAUCCUCAUCACUGGGGAAAAAAAUCAGCCUCCAUAUACCUCAUUUCACAUAAAGAUUUUAUUCUGGUGGACCAAAUGUAUUACUGCCAUUUCCUAUCUGCAUCGUAUCAAUAAAUAUAUAUUUUCUUCUGUUUUUGUUUAGAGAAA
Messenger RNA from Spea bombifrons (plains spadefoot toad), 2739 nucleotides. RefSeq names its product major facilitator superfamily domain containing 13A (gene SLC68A1). Bases 176 to 1705 code for a protein of 509 amino acids. The transcript has 9 exons. NCBI's taxonomy places the organism in Eukaryota, Metazoa, Chordata, Amphibia, Anura, Pelobatidae. The record is from RefSeq and is a predicted model, not a curated record.